AGCAUUUUUCUUAUGAGCAGCAUCUAAUAUUUCCAAACAUGAACGUGUCUUUGAGGAAUAGUCUAAAAAUUUUUUUUUUUUACAAAGAUUGCUUAAAAUUUAUAUUAUGAAGCUGAACGGCAGCAACAAAAAAUAUUAAUUAUUACUUCAUUGCUAUAAACCUGGCAACAUUAAAUAGCAUCAUCACAAUCACAAAAAGCAGAGGCAUGUUCUAACGUUUUGAGCAAAUUUUGUUUUGUCGUGAAAGACUGCUGAUUUAAUACGAUUUUCAAUUACGAUUCAAGUUUGUUUUCAUAUACACUAUGUCUUUAGGAGUUCCGGUGAAAGUUCUUCAUGAAGCUGAAGGACAUAUAGUAACUUUAGAAACCAAUACCGGCGAAGUUUACCGUGGAAAACUAGUUGAAGCCGAAGAUAAUAUGAAUUGUCAAAUGUCUGGUAUAACAGUCACAUACAGAGAUGGUCAAGUGGCACAACUUGAGAAUAUUUAUAUCAGAGGCAGCAAAAUUAGAUUCCUGAUCCUUCCAGAUAUGUUGAAAAAUGCUCCGAUGUUCAAAAAGUCUGGACCCAGAGCUGGUGCUGGUGCGGCGAGUAACCGUGGAAAAUCAGCAAUUUUGAGAGCUCAAGCUGCCAGAGGACGAGGACGAACUAAGACUUUUUUCCAACGAAGAUAAGAAUUAUAAGAAAACGGGCAUCCAUUUUUUCAAAAAACUACCUUGUGAGGGAUUUCAUUUAAAAUUCCAUGUUUUAUCUUUUUACUACUUUUAAACUGUGCACUUAAAACUACAAUAAAUUACAACUACAAACUGGUGGAAAUUUGU
Uloborus diversus is the source of this 818-nucleotide messenger RNA. RefSeq names its product small nuclear ribonucleoprotein Sm D3-like (gene SmD3). Gene Ontology annotation, molecular function: RNA binding. NCBI's taxonomy places the organism in Eukaryota, Metazoa, Arthropoda, Arachnida, Araneae, Uloboridae. The record is from RefSeq and is a predicted model, not a curated record. The transcript has 2 exons. Bases 303 to 671 code for a protein of 122 amino acids. Gene Ontology annotation, biological process: RNA processing; spliceosomal snRNP assembly. Gene Ontology annotation, cellular component: pICln-Sm protein complex; U1 snRNP; SMN-Sm protein complex.